GGCGUCCGACACCCGGGGAACGAUAAGUCGACAUCCGAAGCGGCGGUGCGGCUGCGUCUGGCUCCGGGAACUGUGGGUGCCGGACAUUUCUCUAUGAUUGUUUUCUUUGCGGAGAAAUGCUGCAGACCGGCUUGCCUUCGCCGCCAGGAGCCGGUUUCAUCGUCCUCUUGCUGCUGUGCCGGGGCUGGGUAUGCGGCGCGGAGCUGCGUCUCUCCCAGGGAGACUCGCGGGUGCCCAGCCGAUACGCGUCGCACUCCGCCCCCGGCGGGGCAGGCGAGGAGGCUCGCAGCGCUGCUGCGGCGGACAGCACUGGCCUGUCAGCGUGGACGUACCAGCGCGGUUCCCACACGCACUGGACGAGCGCCCUGUCGACCGCGACGACUCCCGACUCGGCGUCCUCGCGGAGCUCCGCCUCGCCUACGCCAGAGCCGUCGGCGGAGCCGCCGCGGGAGCGAGGGGCCGUUCCGUUGCCGGCGUCCGCGCCCGCUGCCUCCGUGGACGCGGCUGCACUGCCCUCGCUCGCGGCCUCUAGGACGCCGGGGGCGGACGCGUCGCCCGGGUCGCUUCCCGGCGACGUGAUCCAGCCCACGAUGGUCUUCGGGGGACAUUACGGUGUCUUCAGCACCGCGCUGCCCGCGGAGGCCUCGUCGAGCUCGGGGGCCAUGGCCGGGGGGGCAGCGACCACGCAGGCCGGCGACUCGACGCCAGCGCUCCAGAUCACCACCUGGACGUACGGCCAUGCCGACGGCGCGGCGAGCCUUUCGUCGUCGUCGUCGUCGUCGUCGUCGCCCGUCUCGGGGACCUCUGAGCACGGCGACGGGAACGCGGGCCCCCGUGGGACGAGCGUUGGCCCACGGGCGACGGACGAUCGCGGAGCGGCCCCCGUCGCGCCGUCGCUCUCGAGCGGCACGGUGCCGUCGUGGACGGACACCAAGCUCAUCACGACGGCGACGGCGCACACGGACGGGCCCGCCGCCCACUUCCACUGGCUCCUGCGGCGCGCAGACAUCGCCUGGAUCGUCACGGCCAUCACUGUUGUCGUAGCAACCUCCGUUCUAGGAGGCGUGCUGUGUGUGUCCCGGCGGAGGAAAGAGGCCUCUCACGAGAGGAACCUGAGCUACUGGAACGAGGCCAUCACCCUCGACUAUUUCCGGCACGCGGUCCAGCUCCCACAAGACCUGCCCUACGGGACGCACCCCACGGUGGCAACUAUAUCGCUGGACGAGAUGGCUCUACCAGAGGAAGACGGAGGCCUCACGUUCAUCAACACGUUUGCAAAGGGAGUGACGUUCGCGGACGGGCACAGAAGCACGGAGCUGUGAGCCGGACAUCACGCAGCCAUCUCGCUUUCCUUCAGGCGCCGUUUUACUUUCACCGCCGCGGAGUCCAAAGUCCUCCGGGGCCGAGUGACGGUCGCCUCCGCUGAGCGGCGAACUUGGCCGGAGGCUAUCGCCGCCGCUGUACCGCAGCGGUGUUCACCAAGUUGCUCGCUCGUCGGCCGAGGAGAGGGGAGAGCCGAGCGCCGCUCCCGCCACGAUUGACGCACGCGCCAACGGAGCGCACGGCGCAGGCGGUCCUCGCGUGAGCAGGGCGAAACUUUCUGGGGGGGGGGG
Messenger RNA from Lethenteron reissneri (Far Eastern brook lamprey), 1613 nucleotides. RefSeq names its product transmembrane protein 108 (gene TMEM108). Gene Ontology annotation, biological process: dendrite extension; postsynaptic density organization; retrograde axonal transport. NCBI's taxonomy places the organism in Eukaryota, Metazoa, Chordata, Hyperoartia, Petromyzontiformes, Petromyzontidae. Gene Ontology annotation, cellular component: endosome membrane; postsynaptic density; early endosome. The record is from RefSeq and is a predicted model, not a curated record.